Microbotryum saponariae is the source of this 1412-nucleotide messenger RNA. The record is from the annotation of a GenBank genome assembly. Lineage: Eukaryota; Fungi; Basidiomycota; Microbotryomycetes; Microbotryales; Microbotryaceae.
AUGGCGACCCCGUUCCCACAAACGCAGGAUACCACCAUGGUAGACGCUCCGUUUGCCGUCGCCUCUGAUCAAAAGCCGACCCUGCACACGCUGCAGCCGCUCGUACGCCUCCUCGUCAUCUCGCAUAGAGAAAUCGAGUCCAUUCUCGGCGAGGCCCUAGGGCAUCCCCUGGCCAGGCUCACCGAUGGCCAGUGGAGGUCCCUAGGCGACUGUUAGAGGUGGGGUCUGAGAGCCUAACUCAUUGCUAUUAGUCUUGGUUAAUUCCUUAUUCUGCGCGCGCGCCUAUCUCUGUCUUUGCGUCUUUUUUCCUUCUGGGUUUCCUUCUCCACGCUAUUCUCAUCAUCUCACUCGUAUACCUCGGAGCUGAGUCGUGGAGUACCUCUUAGUCCUUGUCGUAAUAGCGACAACAAGAACGCGUGGAGGACCUUGCUCUUUGCCCUCCUCUACCUCUUGCGAAAAGACGGCGGCAAGGCCACGUCCGGCAAGACCUUGACGAAGUUCGAGGAUCCGCUCACCUCGGAUGCGCCCGAGGGGUCGCAACGACGUGCUCGAGAAUACGAGGACUUUCGUCGCGUAUCGGGGGGGGGGGGGCAAGACUCGAUCGGAUUUUCCGGUGUAAGUGACGUAUGGUUCGAGACGCCAGCGACGAAACGAGCACGAGGCUGACGGCUCGUUGGUGGCACGCUGGUACGGGUUCCCUGAACCGGUCCUCGCACAGGCGUGGGUUACCUUGAGGCAACCAGACGCAACCGCCCUCCGAUCCCUGAUUCCCUACACCCCCACCUGGUGGGACGACCGUGCGAUGAGGAUCGUCGAGGCGAUUUUCGGAUGGAAAGACCGAGUCUACCAAAUCGUCGCGACCUUUGUCGACAGUCGCUUCGUCUCCACCUCGAAUACACCCCCCCAGGACGACGAUGCUGACGACGCAAACACCGGGCCACCCGCGAAAAGGGGCAAGGAUAUAGGCUCUUCACUCAAGUCCAGCGUCAAGAAGGCCGUUGUUGAGGCUGUCUGCGAAGCAAGACUCGCCAACUCGCCCGACGACGACGUUCGACUCCUUUCCGACCUGACCACACAAAUCGCGAGUCUACACGACAAGGCCGCAAAGCAGGUACAAAAGGCGGUGGACCUCUAUGAUCUAGCGUCGGUGGCAACGUCUACGUUCCAAGAUACCGUGCACAUCAUCCGCCACAACUCGCCGCGGAUGCUCACACCCGACGAGCGUUCCCAUCUUGCCGAGCAGACGAUCUGCGACUGGAUCCGAGGGGUAUCACACCGCCCCCAUUGUCUCUUCCCGGCCCUCCAUUGCACAGGAAAUGAGCUCGCCCCCCAAAUCCUGUGCAAAGAGGUCGGAUGGUUGAACAAUCGGGUCAGUGCAACUGCACUCGCAUUGGAGCGUGUCGGCCCGCUGA